Molecule: messenger RNA, 405 nt
Organism: Coniophora puteana RWD-64-598 SS2
Lineage: Eukaryota; Fungi; Basidiomycota; Agaricomycetes; Boletales; Coniophoraceae
Exons: 2
Coding region: 1-405 (134 amino acids)
Source: RefSeq, a predicted model, not a curated record
AUGCGUGCACCUGCAGGGAGCUGGGGUAACAGCCAGCUGAUGGUGCUGGGUCCACGCAAUGGCGCGCAAGGGGGCAUGGUUGAGGGCCCAAUCAGGGCGGCAGUCGACACGCAUGCGACUGCAGGGGGUUGGGCUGACGACUGGAUGAUGGUGCUGGGCCCACACGACGGUGUGCGCUCUCCCUGCGCGCCCCUUGCUGUCCCUCGACUCCGCUCCUGGACCCUCUCUGCACCCCCUCCUCGCGCCUCAACGCUUCCCAUCUCCUCACCAUCUCCUCACCUCCUCACCUCCUCUGCUGCUGUACCCCUUGUCCCCUCGCUCUCCCAUCGUCUCCUACACCUCUUCAUCGUCCCCAUGCCCGACGCCGAUAUCAAGCUCAGGAGAGGCACUGGUGUCCAACAGUGA